UGUCAUAUCUGUAAUUAUGAGUGUACUCCUUUAAGAGAGGAGGCGUGUGGGUAGGUGACGUAAGCGAAACAAGAAGAAGAAGAAGAAGAAGAAGAAGAACAAGAAGAACAAGAGUCGGGUUACAACGUUGGCCCGGUUGUGAAUUUCUUGGGUGAUUCGCUUCCUCCUUGACCGCGACGCCGGAAAGCCAGGCGGCGCACCGCGCGUGAUGCGGAGCAGUUGGACAUGGCUUGGAAGUCACGAACCCGCAGUCUGCAAGUUUUCGACACGGAGUUGAGUGCCGACACGGUGGAAUGGUGCCCUGUAGCUCACUGCCACGGAUUCCUGGCGUGCGGGACUUAUGAGCUCCAAAAGGCGAAAGGGGAAGAUGGUGCCUCAAGCCGGACUGGUCGUUUGUACCUUUUGGAAUAUCAGCGAGAAGCUUUGAGUCCUCCUCUCACUGAGCGACAGCGCAUAGAAACACCAGCCAUUUUAGAUUUGAAAUGGUGUCAUGUGCCUGUGUCAGGAAAGGUCGUGCUGGGACUGGCAGCGGCGACUGGAGAACUGCAGCUGUAUGCGCUUUCAGACUGCCAGGAAGGCGCCAGCAAUCUGCAAAGUCUGAGCAGCGUGGAGCUGGGUGCAGGCAAGCUGGCUCUGUCGUUAGAUUGGUCCACUGGAAGAAUGGACAGCAGCGACGUGCGGGUGAUAUGCAGCGACUCCGCGGGUCAUGUCAGUGUGCUCUCUUUGGAUGAAGGUGCUCUGAUGACUUUGUCACAGUGGAAGGCCCACGACUUUGAGGCUUGGAUCUCAGCCUUCUCCUACUGGGACACACAGUUGGUAUACUCAGGUAGUCUGCGUGUAUGUAUACAUAUGUACGUAUAUAUGGCUCUCGCUCCUCUCUCUCACCUGCCAGGUGGAGAUGACUGUAAGCUUAAAGGCUGGGACCUCAGGAUCGGUCCCUCCAGCCCUACUUUCGUCAGUAAAAGGCAUUCAAUGGGCGUGUGCAGCAUUCACAGCAACCCACAUCGGGAACACCUUCUGGCUACAGGCAGCUAUGAUGAGACGAUACUCCUGUGGGAUGGCAGAAAUAUGCGGCAGCCUUUCAGCGAGACGUCGCUCGGCGGUGGGGUGUGGAGGUUAAAAUGGCAUCCGACUCAUCAGCAUCUGCUGCUGGCAGCGUGCAUGCACAAUGACUUCCACAUACUUCACUGUCGACAGGCCACGGAUUCACACGAAGGGGCGUGUCCCGUUUUAGCAUCCUACAUCCUCCACAACUCUCUGGCAUAUGGAGCGGACUGGUCUCGACUGUCCCUGGAGCAACCCGCGCCUGGCUCCCCUCCUGCUGCAGAACCAAAGGAACGCCUCGCAGACAGCGGAGGACAUCUGAGGAUCCAGUAUGAAUCCCCCACUGCCAGCUUCGACACUUCCCUCGAAAAUGAUUGCGGGCAAUACAUCCCAGAAGGCAUUGCUCCGCCACCUAGAAGCUCCAAUGCGGCCGACGCCGUCACGCCUGAUGAGGAGAUUUCUUCAUUGUCUUUUCUUCUUGCAAGUUGCUCAUUUUACGAUCAUAUGCUUCACUUGUGGCGUUGGGACUGGGUUCCGGUUGAGGCCUCAGGUCGCAAUAGAUCAACGUUGACCUUGCCGUGACGACCGGCUGAGUUGGCGUUCAAGGCAUGGAUGGCUCAUUUUCAAGUCAUUUCAUCAAUACUAGAAACGAAAAUGAAACAUUUUCAUUAUAAAACGAAAAGAAAAACGGCUUCAUAAAACUCCUGCGCGUUGAACAAUUUACAUUGACCUUCAAACUCUGCCGUUACAAGUGGGUAGGUGAACCUAGCUGCUCAAACCCAUUCCACUCUUAUAUAAUAAUGGUGAAGACAUGCAAUAGUUCUGACAAAGAAGGACCGCUUGUUGAAGGAACCCCCCCCCCCCCCCCCCCCAAUAAAAAGGAACUCUGAAGACUAUAUGCAUUUGUUGUUAGUUUUCAUGGAGAAGGAUGAAAAAUCCGAUACAUCCACGGAUGUCGUCGGCAUCUUCAGAAAACUUGAUUUGGGACACCGAAUUGUAAACACCUUUUGGCAUUCAAAGUUUGAAAAAUAGGAGCGCCUGAUGGCUAACUGGCAAUAAUUCAAAUACGGGGUCAAAUUGAUUUUCAAAAGGAAAUUCAGCGGGCCAUGUCUUUACCGUUAUUGAUCAACUGAUAGGAAAAUGACCCAUAUGGUGCAGAAGGUACGGUUACCCAUGACUAGCCUCCAAUCACAAAUACUACUAGUAGCGUUCUGUUGAAUGCUCCUCAAUGGUGGAGCAAAAAGUUCCAUCAGGAGCUCCGCCCACCCGCUUGCCAUUACUUUUGACUUGAGACUGGAUUUUCAAUAAAACACAUUAUUGAAGAAGCCAGGACAGUAGAAAUAUUUUUAGAACAGUUUAGUAUUUCCCAAAAGGCAACUGCAACUUCCACCAACCUGCUUCUACUGUACAUUUGCACAGUGCUUCCGGAAAGUAUUGAGCGCGUCACCCCCCCCCCCCCCCCCCCCCCCCCCCCACGUUAUGUUACAGCCUCAUUCCAAAAUGGAAUAAAGUUUUGCUAUCGAUGAGAAGCAAAAUACAAAGGAUUUUCUGGUGCAUGAUGUUUCCAAGGAAGCUUUAAUUGCUGGUUAUGUACCCCGCAUCUCAACUCACUCAAGCGUUGAUGUCAUAUCCUGUAACUUGAACUUUAGCGCACAUAGUUCUUGGGAUACAAUUUAAACAACUUCCCCUCCUG
Phycodurus eques (leafy seadragon) is the source of this 2737-nucleotide messenger RNA. It is a transcript of the gene dph7, whose product is annotated as diphthamide biosynthesis 7. Gene Ontology annotation, molecular function: protein binding. The record is from RefSeq and is a predicted model, not a curated record. Lineage: Eukaryota; Metazoa; Chordata; Actinopteri; Syngnathiformes; Syngnathidae. The transcript has 9 exons. Bases 226 to 1626 code for a protein of 466 amino acids.